Molecule: messenger RNA, 1622 nt
Organism: Salvia hispanica
Lineage: Eukaryota; Viridiplantae; Streptophyta; Magnoliopsida; Lamiales; Lamiaceae
Product: isoprenylcysteine alpha-carbonyl methylesterase ICME-like
Source: RefSeq, a predicted model, not a curated record
CGUCAAUCUACACCUAUAAAAUUUCGUAAUCGGAUUCCCGCAACCCAAUGCAAUUGACAAAUAUUCUGCUAUCAUUUAGCUAAUCCCCAUAAACCUGAAUCCUAAACAAUUGCAAUUCUCGAAUUCUCCAAUCCGUAUUUCUGCUUUCCCUAUUGUUCCUCCGCCGGCGAUGGAAUCGCUCUUGUCUCCGGCGGAUCGCCUAUCCGGAGAUUCCGGGGAUGAGAUUACCGAAGAAAAUGAAACUCUGGUUAGCGCGUCGAGUUUCAAAGGUGCUUCUUUGAAUCAGCAGCAGAGGCGGAGGCGCGGCAACAAGUUUGCGGCUCCGCCUUGCCGUCAGCAGUCGUUCAGCCGUGAGAUUGGCCACGCUGCUGCCGAGACUUACCUUCUCACUCGCCUCAGCUUCAAGCUGCUCAGCUAUCUCGGGGUAGGAUAUCGGUGGAUAACAAGACUACUGGCUCUUACUCUUUAUGCGAUGCUUCUUAUGCCGGGUUUUAUCCAAGUUGCUUUUCAUUAUUACUUUUCAAGCAGAGUGCGUCGAAGUAUUGUAUAUGGUGAUCAGCCAAGAAAUAGGCUAGAUUUGUAUUUACCUAGAAAUAGUGAUGGCUUGAAGCCUGUGGUGAUAUUUGUGACUGGAGGGGCAUGGAUUAUUGGGUAUAAGGCCUGGGGUGCGCUGCUGGGAAUGCAAUUGGCAGAAAGAGACAUCAUAGUGGCAUGCCUUGACUACAGAAAUUUUCCUCAGGGAACUAUCAGUGACAUGGUUUCUGAUGUCAGUCAUGGAAUUGCAGUCAUUUGCAACAAUAUUGCUGAGCUUGGUGGAGAUCCAAAUAAGAUUUAUGUAAUGGGGCAAUCAGCAGGUGCACAUAUAUCUUCAUGUGCUCUUCUGCAGCAGGCAGUAAAAGAAUCCAAAGGUGAGAGCAUUUCUUGGAGUGCAUCCCAGAUAAAUGCUUAUUUUGGUUUGUCAGGGGGGUACAAUUUACUCAAACUAGUUGAUCAUUUCCAUAACCGAGGCUUGUAUCGGUCUAUAUUCUUGAGUAUCAUGGAAGGAGAAAAGUCAUUGGAAAAAUUUUCUCCUGAAAAAAUCAUAGGAAACCCAAGCGCAAGUGGUGCAGUUCGUCUGCUACCACGAAUCAUUCUUUUCCAUGGUACCUCAGAUAAUUCCAUACCAUCCGAUGAAAGCAAAAUGUUUGCGGAUACACUCCAAAAAGUAGGAGCUCAAGCCGAACUGAUCUUGUACGAGGGGAAAACGCAUACAGAUUUAUUCCUCCAAGAUCCUCUGCGUGGUGGUAAAGAUGAGCUAUUCGACUACUUGGUGGGGUUCAUACAUGCCGAUGACAAGGAAGCUCUUGCUAGGGAUGCUGCGGCUCCUCCUAUAAGAUGUCGUGUACCUGAAUUACUUCUUAGAUUGGCCGGCCAAAUCAGCCCUUUUUAGCCCACACCAUACUUGCACUUGCAGCUGAAGAUGGAAACCUCACUUCCUCAGUGUUGAUCUGUUUUGAUAUUUGUAAUACCUUGUAAUUAUUGGAGAUACAGAUCGCUACUUUUACCAUGCUCAUCGUAAUUUGUCUUUGUUAAAUGAGGAAUGGAUGAGGUGAUUCAUUUUCAAUGAUUUGAAUUUUCUACUA